AUGUCGACCAGCAAGCAGCAGCCGCCGGCGUUCCUGACGCCGCUGACGAUCCCCGCAAAGACGGACCACACCCACACUUUGAUCUUCCUCCACGGGCGCGGCGACAGUGCGUCGGUGUUCGGGCCCGCGUUCACCGCGGACCUCACCGCCUCGCGCCGAUACCCAACCCUAAAACUCGUGUUCCCGACCCCGUCGGAAACGUUCUCGUGCACGUUCCGCCGCCACAUCGCGCAGUGGUUCGACUUUUAUAAUGGCACGGACCCAAAGUCGUACACGCCGACGCAGCUCGAGGGCCUGCGCGGCGUCGUCGAGCACAUCCAUGCGCUGAUCGAGGACGAGGUCGCCGCCGGCAUCCCGCCGGAGAAUAUUUUGCUUGGGGGGCUGAGCCAGGGCGCGGCGGUGGCGCUCGUGGCGCUGCUGCUGGGUGGGAGGAGACUGGGAGGUGUGCUCGGGCUCAGCGGGUGGUUGCCGUUCGCGCUCGAGAUCAGGAGGGAGCUGGCAAGGAAAGGGAUGCCGGUCGGCGCGGUGGUGACGGGAACUAGGGAUGUUGACGUGCCGAUCUGGGAUGCUGAUGAGGCCUUCAAGCUGCGGGAGAGGACAAGGGUGCUGGGUGCGCUACGGGAGCGGGUACUGGGCCAGGAUGCGUUCGAGAAGGAGGUCGUUUCCCAGGUGCUGAAGACCCCGGCGUGGCUCGGGCACGGAGAUUCGGAUGAGGUGGUCAAGUACCUGGUUGGGAGGGAGAUCUACGGGGGCCUCAAGGCGCUGGGCAUGGAUGUGGUGUGGAGGAGGUACCGCGGGCUUCCGCAUAGAAUAAAGAUACCCGACGAGAUUGACGAUAUUGCCAGUUUUUGGGAGCAGAGUUGUGGCUUGACGCCGGCCACCUGGGAGCGCGGAAGUUGGUGA
Molecule: messenger RNA, 903 nt
Organism: Tricharina praecox
Lineage: Eukaryota; Fungi; Ascomycota; Pezizomycetes; Pezizales; Pyronemataceae
Product: putative phospholipase/carboxylesterase
Exons: 2
Coding region: 1-903 (300 amino acids)
Biological process (GO): protein depalmitoylation
Cellular component (GO): cytoplasm
Molecular function (GO): palmitoyl-(protein) hydrolase activity; carboxylic ester hydrolase activity
Source: RefSeq, a predicted model, not a curated record